Molecule: messenger RNA, 6554 nt
Organism: Cheilinus undulatus (humphead wrasse)
Lineage: Eukaryota; Metazoa; Chordata; Actinopteri; Labriformes; Labridae
Gene: ppifa
Product: peptidylprolyl isomerase Fa
Exons: 6
Coding region: 78-650 (190 amino acids)
Biological process (GO): protein folding; protein peptidyl-prolyl isomerization
Molecular function (GO): peptidyl-prolyl cis-trans isomerase activity
Source: RefSeq, a predicted model, not a curated record
UAUGUGACGUCACAUGUAAACACCGGCAGCAGCACCCAUGGCCUGCUUGCCCUCCUCACUCUGUCAGCUGAGCAGAGAUGUUACAAAUAAAAAAACGCAUGAGAUACAGCUCUCCGGGCAUUGCCGCUGCGAAGCUGUUUUCCUCUGGUCCCGCCAAAAACCCGGUCGUGUUUCUCGAUAUCGAGGCCGACGGUGAACCGCUGGGAAGAAUUAUCAUUGAGUUGAAUGCAGAUGUGGUGCCAAAGACAGCGGAGAAUUUCAAAGCCUUAUGUACGGGGGAGCAUGGCUUUGGAUACAAAGGCUCCGUGUUUCACAGGGUCAUACCUGAGUUCAUGUGCCAGGGAGGAGAUUUUACAAACCACAAUGGCACAGGAGGGAAAUCUAUAUUUGGGAAAACAUUUAAAGAUGAGAACUUUAAGUUGAAACACACUGGUCCUGGAACACUUUCAAUGGCAAACUCAGGGCCAAACACAAAUGGCUCCCAGUUCUUUAUCAGCACUACUAAGACUGAAUGGCUUGAUGGCAAACAUGUGGUGUUCGGGCAGGUGAAAGAAGGUAUGGAUGUGGUCACCACAAUGGAAUCCUUUGGAUUACAUGAUGGCGGUGUGAUUAAGAAAAUUGUCAUCUGUGACUGUGGGGAGAUCAAAUAAGACUUAAGAUGACACAUGGACUUCUGUCGGAUGGCUAAUCACUAUUUAAUUCCUUUUGAGCCCUUUAUCUGUGACUGUUUCAUGGAGGAACCGCUGUAAUGAACUUUUUCUUUAAAUAUGAUCUUUAUUGUUGAUUGAGGUGUAAAGAUCCAUAUAUUCAUUAUUUAAAAAUGCGGAAAAAUGUUUACAAAUAACAAUUUUUGCUUAGAAUAAUUUUAAUAAUGGCAUGAAUGGGAGUUUCACUGAAACACUGUAAUCUUAUUAACAGAUAUCUAGCUUUUGUAAGAUUUUAACUCACCCUAUAUACUCCGUGUAAGUGUCCAGAUCUUCCACUUGGUAAAAUUUUCUUACUGUGCAAUUAUUCUUCAUUUGCUACCUAUUAAAUUCACAUUUUCAGAUUUUACCAGCUCUGGUCUCAGUGCGGGACAUUUGCUCUCUUGUACCAUCAACCCUACUGGUUUUAGAGCUUCCUGGAAAUGAUCCAGAAGCUUUUUUUAGACAUCAGGCUCUCCAGUGUGAGCGACUUCCUGUCCAUCAGAGCAGGAUGUGACAUCAUGUGACAUCCACCUACAGUGGAGCCUGGAUAUCACAUGAAUCUAGUUGGCAGAUGAUAGACCUGCAGGCUUUAGGUUCAUUGGACACAGUGAAUACAGAUGAUUUAAUCUGCUGGAUCCAUAAAGAAAAAGUCUUCAAUGUGUAUGUGGGCCGCUCUUCUCUCUCACUGCCUCUUUAUUCGAAACACAGAGCGCCUGGAGGUGAGAGCAAAAGAAAAGAGACCAGGACAUGUCUGAAAGCUAGAGACUGGGUGGUGCUGCUUAUCGAGCUAAUACUUUAUGAAAGUAAAUAAUGAAGCGAUGUGAAAAAACAGCUCUUGCCCCUAAAUGAAACCAUAUGCUUGCUGACCUUCCACCGUUUGUUUGAAUUCUCAGAUUACAUUGUUGCUAUAGUGACUUUUCAGCUCUCACUCUGUUUGAGUGCGAGAUGUUGUAACAAACUUGAUAUAAUUUGGGUCCCCACCCUCCGGUUUAGUUUUAGUUAUUUGGAAUGCACAUCCAAUAUUGUGCAUGGAAACUUGGCCGGAGAGGCGCCUGUGCCUUGGCCAACGUUUAAUACACACAUGCAAAACAAUGACAUCUUUACAGCUGGUACAAGCUGGUUCCCCCGCAGUAAAUGUCCACAUUUAUCACACAGCACCCAUGUCUGCUGGUGUCCUUUUCUCUGUUUUGGUUUUCUUGUCCACAGUCUGACUCAAAGUGUUGAAAUCAAGACCUGACAGCCUGAUGUGUCUGUUAUCUUUCAGCACUUUCACGGGGAAGGAAAAGUUUAACAAGUCUCUCCCCCUCUUGUGUUACACAACCACCAUGAAUAAUCCAUUAAAAAACUCUUUCUCAAAAUCUAUACGCUUCACAGUCUUGUGUAAGACCUCAAGCUUGCACUGUGUAAUGAUGAAAACAUACACUCUGUAAUGAAUAUUAUACAGGCAGGAGAACUCACAAAACAAUGAGCAAUCUCACAGGAGCACCCAAACAUAUAAAAAUGCGUAACCCAAGCAGUCCUAAUUCAAUAUGACUUUUAUUCAUCAAACUUGACAGCACUAAAAUGUUUUCUUAACUAACAAAUAAGGCACAUUUUGGAAUGCCAUUUCAUGGACAUGAAAAACAGACCUGUGGUCUACCCUCGAAAACCAUGACUGUCCUUGUUUCUUGAAAUCAUCGUCUUCCCUACCUCACGCCUGUGUUCUGUCCAAUUCAAAUAUUACAUUAUUGCAAUAUUGCAUAACAAACAUCUCAAGUGAUACAGACAGUAAAGAAUACAAACAAAACUUUCCAAAUUGACCACAUAAGUGUUAACACAUUACAUUCAGUAAAUAUGUAUUAUUCCUAGAGGCUACACUAGCGGUAAAUGAAAAACUUCAGGACUAAGAACAAUCAGAAGAUGCUGAUCAUGUUAAAAAUAUGUAGUAGCAAACUACUGUAAAGUAUUUAAAUAAGUAUACAUUGCACAAAGUAAUAUUUCAUUCAAAACCAAACACAUGCACAUGCAAACUCUAUAAUAGUUCUUUGUCACACACACGUUCUUUAAAGUAUACACUCCCUAUCUAAUCUACUAAUAACACUAAAACAUUUGAUAAUAGUUUCUUGUCAUUGCUACUUAAAGCAAACUACAUCUCACAGUUUAACGUGCUUAUACAGUGGUGAGUAUCCAUCACUUCUUAAUAGGAAAAACAAGAUUUCUGCAUGUUAACACAAUAGAUCUUCAUAAUGUUGUUUACAAAAUGAAUAUAUGGGACUGUAUGGAUGUAAAUGACAGCUCAUAAUUAGUUAUAUAAAGCAACUGAAUAACAUUGCAGUUUAUUCAACACUGAUAACAUCAUAAACAAAAAACACAAAAUACAAUGGCUUAUAAUUGAGAAAGGGUAUUAAUUAUGUACCAGCUUUUCUUUAUAAUAUUCUAUGUAGACAUCAAUAUUUCCUUCUUAGUGUAACUUUGUUGCAUAUUCUAUACAAAAAGUGUUGUAAAAAAUCUUUCCAUAAAUAUUUCUGCAGGAUAUCCCCUCAGAUUCUUGUAAAACAUAAAGAAAAAAAACUCCCAGCUUUGUUUAAUUCUCAGCAAUAGGCCCUUCUUCACACACAAACAGAAAAAAAGCUUCAAUAUUGCAUAACACUUUAAAAGAGCUACGAUCCUUGAAAAUGAUGGCCAUCAAAUAUAUACAUAAAACAGUCUUUCUUUGUCAGGGAAAUAACUCUUGAGUUUUUGCAGAUUGCUUUAAAACUUUCAACAUCUAUUAAGUGUUCCAAAAUACACAUCUCAUUCAUAGAAAAUAACAAAUUUGAGCUGAGAAGGUUGUAGAAAAGUCAAGUAUGUGUAAUUCAAGACAUUACGUCUGAAAGCAGAGAUUUUAUUUUUUUCUGCAAAUGUGUUAUAUCAACUGCUUCCAUUGGCUCUUCCAUUUAAAAUGGUCUCCUCAUGACGGAAUCAAACUAUAAACGGGAUUUAGAUUCUGCCAAAAGUCAAAAUAACACACUAUGAGGUUAGUCUGUAAGGCAUCAUUGGUAUCUUUUCCUGUCACUACAGCCACGCAGUAUGGGCUAUAAGGUUCAGAUGUCAAGACUUGUUAGGUUAGUGGCAUCGCACAAGAGAAAGAUGUUAAUAGUAAGGAAAUGGAUUGUUCCCAUCAGUGGCAUAGGGGGAUCGAAUAUGUAACACACAACUGCCUAUUCUCUCCUUUAAAGGGGCACUCCAACAAUUGUUCUCAUUAAGUAUAGUGUAGUUGCCAGAGUUUUACUCAAGCUGUCAACAUGACAGGUUCAUGUCUUCUGUAGCUCUAGAGGGGCUUCGUCCAGUCAGAAAAUAACUGAUGAAGUAACAAUAAUGUUGUCAUGAUUAUCAGUGCAAAGGCUUCGAGAAACACUUUAAAGAAAAAGCUUGUGUUACAUCACAGCAAUGGGUUGCACUGGCUGUGCGCCAGUCCAAAACAUAGCAGAGUUUACACUCUACCAAGAUGUAAGGUGUUGCGCCAGCUGAGAUAGUUUCAAUGAAGGCUUAAAGACCAGCUGGGGCUACAUGAAGAUUUUUCGCCUGACUGCAACCAGUGUUAAUUUCGUUGACUAAAACGUAUCACUAAAAAUGUUCGCUGACAGCCCUUUUUCCAUCAGAAAGACUAGACUAAGACUAGCCAAAAUUAGGUCUUUGAUGACUAAAACAGACUAAAGGUAAGUUAGUUAUAGUCAAGAUGACUGACUUCGUCAGCCAUUUAAAAGCCCUAUUUCUCCACUGUGGGUAAAUCUAUCAAAAUAUAAUGCAUCUGUAUCUAUUCUGCCUCAGCUGUAGAAAGCAGGGACCCCAGGUUUGGCAGGGCCCAUACAACACUCUAUUAUAUUUGGUGCAAGAUUCAGGCAAAAGAAUAAGUGUUUGGACUAAAAGUUAAGGGUACAAUGCUUCAAAGAUCUUUACCAGGUAGAAGUCAACUAAAAGUUUCACUGAUUUACAUGAUGGGAAAUGCAAGACUCAGUAUGUUUAUAUGCAGUGAAGUUGAGCUACGCUUAAAGCUCACUUGUCCAACUGUCCAUUGUCUUCCCCCAGUAUGCCCCCUUUUAGUUAGUCACUUCUGGAACUCCUUCAUGUUGACCCAUUACAUAACAUACAAAACAACCCAUGUAAUUCAAUAUGUUCACCUCCCUCCGUCUGUCGUCUGUCUAAAAAUGUGUGAAACCCACUCUAGCAUUUGCCAUGUUGACACCUUUGUCUUGUUUUCUGCCCAGCUUACUUCUAACAGUUUUUAUACUGUUCAGCAUCUGGGGUACAGUGGAGCAUGCUCAGAACAUCUAGGCCUGUUUGGGUGGGAUUAAGGUCUAUACACAAGAGUAUAUCAAACCCCAACCAUUGUAAGCCUUAUCUAGGUGUGUUUGUCAAACUUAGAAAAAUUUGGCAUCUCUGUAAUUCAGCUCAUGUUUAGUCUAACAAAAUAAAUCGACUUUUUCUGACUGCAUGCAAACAUACUGAGUGAUACUGUCAUAAUCAUGUCAUCAUGGGGAUCUAAGCUCAGGCUUGGAGCAACAUUUUUUUUCCAAAGAAAGAUUUAUUGAAAUCCUGAAUGACUUGAACUUCAAAGAUCUUGGCAUUUACCAAACAGAGGAAAGUGUGCUUAUAGUUUCCAAUGAGCAGCAUUGUGGGAAAUGUAGUGAUUUUGAGCCAGCCUAGGCACUAAUUGAAGGAAUAUUCCAACCUUUGCAGCACUGAUUUUGUCUGUUUCCCAGUGUUUCUAACAUAGAUACAGGUUUGUGGAACUGCAGUUCCAAAUCACCAGAGUGCCCCUCUAAUUCUCCAGACAGAAUUAGGCUUUUUUCCCCCCAAACUGUUAUGUACCAUUGUCAGCCACUGCAAACUCUCCCACUAAGGUGUGUGACCAUGUAUAGUUAUAUUUUUACAAAGCCACGAAUAGAUUGCUACAAUAGAUUUAGAAAAAAAGACAAAGAGUGAGGUCCACAGAUUCAUGAGCGACUCUGCUCUGUUGUAAGGAUUGACUAAGAAAUAACAUCUUUGUUGAUAUUCCAUGACAACAGACCACAGUAAGAUUGUUAUUGCCAGCUGGAAAUGCUGUUUCAUUCAGCCUGUGCCUCCAACUCAGCAAACUGCAUUGAAGCGAACACCCACCUCGCCUCACUAGUUCAGACUUCUUACAGAGGAACUUCCUUUUCUCAGCCUUUUGUCACAACUUGAACUUGCAUCAAACAUCCUGUACAUCUCAUAUACAACAUGCACAUAUACCGCUCCAACUCUGAGGCUGUCCCUACAUUUUUUUCCCCAAUUUCAAAUGGCCUCCAAGCCCUCAUACUUGAGAAUGAUCUAAAUCAUUUAAGGCACAUACAUUAUGCAACAGUUUAAUAUAUAGCCAACCAGCUUUAUAAGGCUAGAAAUACAGUACAUAUAAAAUAGUUCACAAUACCUAUAAAAUAUUCCAUAAAAGGCAGGUUUCUAUAAGUCAAAAUACAUAUAUUUCCUCUGUAGCGCUCUAAGUAUGCACAUGAUAUAUGUAAACAGAAUGUGUACUUCUCUUCCUUUAAAGACAUUGGUUUAUAGUAGGCACUCAAAAUGAAUACAAACCUCUGUUUUAAACUUUAUCACUUUCAAUAUAUCCUUAUGUUUUCACAAUCACCUCCACAAUUCAACCCUUCUUAGUUUAAAUCCUACCAUUUCUCUCAACCAACCUGAAAAUCAUUGCAGUUCUCAAACACUUCGCCUCCCUCUUGACAUUUUUUCCGCAGUAAGCUGACAUUUGUAGUUUUGAUGGAUAAAAGCCCUAUAAACAUAACUGUUAAGCUUCACUGACUCCAGUAAAGGUGCAAGGUAUAAAUCAGCAUUACAAAUAUGAACUUAAAUCUCGUUUAGCGUCCUUUAAAAGAA